UAGUACACGAUGAUAUCAAUGAGCACAGUCUCUUUAAUUGAAGCCAAGCUGCUGUUUUAGGGGGGACCGAGCUACAAAGUAGCUUUGAUUUACAAAUAUCAAUCAUGUCAGAACAUGCAUUUGUCACCUUAGCUACAAACGAUAGCUAUGCAAAGGGAGCUAUGGUGCUUGGGAAAUCCCUUAGGAACUACAAGACUUCAAAAAAGCUGGUGGUGCUCAUUGGACCUCAUGUGUCAGAUCAGUCCAGGUCUGUGCUUCAUAAGAUCUAUGAUGAAGUCAGGCUGGUGGAUGUGAUGGACAGUGGUGACACAGCACAUUUGGCCAUGAUGAAGAGACCUGAUCUUGGUGUCACGUUUACCAAACUGCACUGCUGGACACUCACAUACUACUCUAAAUGCGUCUUUAUGGACGCAGACACGUUGGUUGUAUCAAACAUAGAUGAGCUGUUUGACAGAGAGGAGUUUUCUGCAGCGCCGGAUCCGGGCUGGCCCGAUUGCUUUAACUCUGGUGUGUUUGUGUUCCGGCCGUCUAAUGAAACCUACGGCAAACUUCUCCAGUACUGCACAGUGCACGGCAGCUUUGAUGGGGGGGACCAAGGAGUCUUAAACGGCUUCUUCAGUGACUGGUCAACAGCUGACAUCACCAAACAUCUCCCUUUCAUCUAUAACAUGAGCAGCAUAGCAAUCUACACUUACCUUCCAGCAUUUAAACAAUAUGGCGCAAAUGCAAAAGUUGUCCACUUCCUGGGGCAGAUGAAGCCAUGGAGCUACACUUAUGACCCCAAACAGAGGAGAGUGCGAGGGGAUGUCCAGGACGCGACCUCUCACCCCAGUUUCCUCCUGGAGUGGUGGAUUCUCUACAGUAGUGAAGUCGUGCCCAUGCUGCUCAGAGCGUAUGGAGACCUGCCCUUCCACUCCGGCUGUGAGGAGGAUGUUGCACAGCAGGCUCUGUCCUCCAUGACCUCAGCAGAGCGCAAGCAGAAGUGGGAACAAGGUCAGGCCGACUACAUGGGAAUAGACUCUUUUGACAACAUUCAGAAAAAGCUUGAUGUUUUCCUCAAAUAAAAAUAAACUGUUGAAAAGCAAUUGAACACUAUUAAUGCUCACCUACAGAGUAAAAUAAAAAAGCAUAGACACAUACUGUUACAGUUCCUUUGGGAAGCAAGUGAGCGCAUUCUUUCAGCUAUGCAAUACUGUCACACUGCGCUAAAUCUCCUAUUCUUUCUUUUUUAUACACUGUGAAGCUUUUGUGAGUUGCAAUCAAAUUUUUGGAUUUAUAACGGGAGUUUUUCAGAGUUUCGGGUCACCCACCUGCCUGCUUUUUAUUUCGCAUAGUCAUUUAUAUUGGCACUUUUAGGCCUCCUCUGUGAACAAAGUUUGAAUUGCUUCAAGUAAUAAUAAUGUUCUUCAGGCGUCCUAAGUUCGAGUCCCACCUUGUGGUCCUUUUCUGAUCCGGCCCCUCCUCUCUCCCACCUCACUUCCUGUCAUCUCCCUACUGUACUGUAUAGACCACUUCAGAAAAUGUUAACACUGGUCCAGCAGGGCUUUCAAUUUUUAUUUUAUUUUUCAAUCUUACAUAUAUAAUAAAAUCUUAAAGGUAUUCAUUUAAAUUUUUAAUUCGGCUAUAAAUGUUCUGUUGGUUGUAUUUUGUUCAAACGUUUGUGCGGUGUUAAAAAACUGAAAUAGGAAGUUCUUCUGGAUCAGGGUUGUUUAAUCUUUCCGAAGUUGUCUAUGAUUUGAGGCAAAAAGCCCCAAAAUAAAUAUUUAAAAAAUAAUAUUGUUGCCAACCUCAGCACUUUAAAAAAAUAUUCAAAUAAACAUAUUUUAAUAUUGCCUCCUUUAAACCAUAUUCAUACUUUUUUUAUAAACGUUUCCCUAAAAUCUAUUAUCUUUAAGUCAUUUUUUUAAACCUUUUUUUUGUUGUUUUUACCUUGUGUGAAUUACAGCUGAUGUUACUGUUUUGCGAACUGUGUUUUCAAUUGUUCCUUUCACCUUUUAAUGUGUAUUUUCUCUGUCUUUUGUAUCUCUGUUUAAAUUUCAUCCAGUGUUACGGGGUCUCUGCGUCCCUCAACUGUAAAAUAAAGCCUUUUUAAAAAUGAAGAGUCGUUUAUUUAAUUUAUUACAGUUUAUUAUUGUAGAUGAAAUCCAGGGCACUAUAGAAAUCCAUUCUAGUAGUGCAGAAAAUAAAUUUACAUCAAUUAGGAUUACAAAAACAAGAAGGACAAUGAAUUUGAGCUCUAAAGGACAAAUGUGCCGUUUCUUUACUGUAUCAGGGAUAAGACAAAUGAUACAUUUGAAGUUGAUCAAG
This is a messenger RNA of Triplophysa rosa, 2307 nucleotides long. It is a transcript of the gene gyg1b, whose product is annotated as glycogenin 1b. The transcript has 7 exons. The record is from RefSeq and is a predicted model, not a curated record. Gene Ontology annotation, molecular function: glycosyltransferase activity. Lineage: Eukaryota; Metazoa; Chordata; Actinopteri; Cypriniformes; Nemacheilidae. Gene Ontology annotation, cellular component: cytoplasm. Bases 105 to 1064 code for a protein of 319 amino acids.